UCUUCCCUACUUUCAACGGACUCUCCCACUUCACACUUUGCACAAACAACCCUUCUCCCUUUUGAACGGUUGCACUGUCGACAAGCAUGAAGUUGAUCGACAUCAAGCCCGACCAUUACUACGACAAUGUCGGAACUGGCAUUCCUGUCUUUCGUCCCACCAUGGACCAGUUCAAGGAUUUUUCUGCAUUCGUCCAGUCGAUUGUCAAUUAUGGCCGUGAGGCUGGCCUUGUCAAAAUCAUACCUCCAAAAGAAUGGACCGCUACCCUUCCUGACCUCUCUGAGCGCCUAGCUUCAGUAAAGAUCAAGACACCCAUCAUCCAACACAUUAGAGGCACCAAGGGCAUCUAUACUCAAACCAAUAUUGAAUCCAGGAAAUCUUACACAGUUUCUGAAUUCAAAGCCCUAUCACUCGACUCCGAUCAUCGUCCACCCAGCCGAAAGGGUGCUCCCCAUGGCCCAGCGGACCCUCUUCCUAGGCGCAAGCGAAACCGCAAACCGGCUGCUCCUCUCCAAACCCACACUGUUCCCAUGGAGACUGACUCUCUUCCUGCUACGCCAACCCGCACUCAGGAUAUGGCCAACUCCAUUCCUAUGCAUGACGACCUCGGUGACGCCCUAGUCCCUUCCAGCUCGGCGACUUCAUCCGCCAACAACAGCCCAGACCAGCCAUCUCUAGUAACUCUUGGACCUAAUUUGCUCCGCAGGCAUUUUCUUCGCCAGGCUACAAGCCCUUCGCCGCCAUCGAGAAGACCCAAUGCCCAGGACCUUCUCUCCUCACUUGUCCCAGAAGUAAAGGACGAGUCUGAAACCGAAACCGCAGCAAGCAGCAGCAACCAGAGCAAACAAAAGGAUGUUAAGGCGCAAGAACAGGAAAAAGUCGAACCACCCAUGACGGACUACAAAGUUGAGCACGGCGAGGACUAUACGGUGGAGUACUGCAAGGAAUUGGAGCGCAACUACUGGCGCAAUCUCACUUUUGUUCAGCCUAUGUAUGGAGCCGAUAUGUCAGGUGAGAUCCCUGUUUGACGAAAGGACAAAAUCAUGGAACACACAAUGUCUGGGAGACCUAUUGUCGAGAAUCGAUCAGAAUCUACCAGGAGUCAACACACCAUAUCUGUAUUUUGGAAUGUGGAAGGCUACGUUCGCCUGGCACGUCGAGGACAUGGAUCUGUAUUCGAUCAAUUAUCUUCAUUUUGGGGCGCCCAAGCAGUGGUAUUGCAUUCGGCCGGAACAUAGUGCACGAUUUGAAUGCAUUGCGCAGGGAAU
Messenger RNA from Gamsiella multidivaricata, 1268 nucleotides. RefSeq lists its product as uncharacterized. The record is from RefSeq and is a predicted model, not a curated record. Lineage: Eukaryota; Fungi; Mortierellomycota; Mortierellomycetes; Mortierellales; Mortierellaceae. The transcript has 3 exons. Gene Ontology annotation, molecular function: histone H3K36 demethylase activity; histone H3K9 demethylase activity. Gene Ontology annotation, cellular component: nucleus. Gene Ontology annotation, biological process: chromatin remodeling. Bases 87 to 1028 code for a protein of 313 amino acids.